AAAUAAGAGACGGCCCAAACCCAACAACCGCACGCCCAGAUCCCCCACCUCAGGAUCGAUUCGGACGGACCCAUGGGUUGGCGUUGGCACGACGACGGCCGCGGCCUCGGCGACCUCGCCGGCGGCGGGGACCGCUGCGCCACGCGCCGGGUGGUGCAGUCUCGCUGCCACACGGAGGAGGUGGAGCCCGGCCGCUUCGUCCGCAAGUGCGAGAAGACCGAGCAGCUCCUCCGCGACUGCGUCGGCAGACCCUCUGAACUGGUGGAAUCGAAAACUGAAAAUACUGAAGAAGAUGUCACAAAUGAAAUGAAAAGUGGAUCAGUGUCUCUUGGUUUUCCGACCAAUGAGCCCUUUGCAUUCCCUGGACUUCGUAGUGACAUAGAAGCUCUUGAGAAAGGCCUUUUUGGGAGCAUUGGUAGUUUUCUGGAUGAAGCUGAGAGGAUGACCAAUGAUUUCGUCAAGUCUUUUGGUGCCCCUUCCAUCCAUGACAGGGAGUCGAGCCCAUUCCGUGGACAACCUGCAGGCAGGUGGAUUGACGAAGGUACUGCAAAGGACGCCAAACAGGACACCAAACAGAACGACUAUACCGAAUUCAGCAGCAAGAUUACAGAUGUGUAAGAUUCUACAAUUAGCUGACACACCUUUGUGAGCUGAAGCCUGAGGACUGUGAGAGUUGAAGCCCGGGGACUGUGUUUUGCUGGAUGUCUAGGCCAUUUUGCCGUAUUUUGAACAUCACUUCAUUAUCAUAGUUGUGGUAGGAUUGCGAAGAAGCAAUUUGACUGUUUUAUAAGAUGAAUCAUCUGAAUUGUCGCGUUUGCAGGAGCAUUUAUGUAUAGUACUGUUUACAUAAGCCCGUUUGCGUUUUCGCAUCCAAUGAGAUAACUAGUAUGUUUUUUUGAUAAUGCAAUGUAGUACUGUUGUUUCUGCAUCUGAUGAGCUGCUCUGGGCUCCACCUGAAAUAUACCAUGGUGGUGGAGCGGCAGAAACACCUGCUAGUCCUGAACGCCCGGUUGCAUG
This is a messenger RNA of Oryza brachyantha (malo sina), 1017 nucleotides long. RefSeq names its product fra a 1-associated protein. Lineage: Eukaryota; Viridiplantae; Streptophyta; Magnoliopsida; Poales; Poaceae. The transcript has 2 exons. Bases 73 to 618 code for a protein of 181 amino acids. The record is from RefSeq and is a predicted model, not a curated record.